Molecule: messenger RNA, 1225 nt
Organism: Cinclus cinclus
Lineage: Eukaryota; Metazoa; Chordata; Aves; Passeriformes; Cinclidae
Gene: PPM1K
Product: protein phosphatase, Mg2+/Mn2+ dependent 1K
Exons: 6
Coding region: 1-1119 (372 amino acids)
Biological process (GO): protein dephosphorylation
Molecular function (GO): cation binding; protein serine/threonine phosphatase activity
Source: RefSeq, a predicted model, not a curated record
AUGUCCACAGCUACUCUAAUUACCUUGGUACGGAAUGGGGGGUUCCAAGUGAGAAGGCGAGCCGCGCUCACGUCCCGCUUCCUGCAGGACGAGAAGCGCCCUGCAGCCGCCUGCUCCAUCUCCACCUGCGAGCGCCGCGCCUCCCGCUUCGACCCCGAAGGGAGCGGGCGGCCGACCACAUGGGACACCUUCGGCAUCUGGGACAACCGCAUCGAUGAGCCCAUUCUCCUCCCACCCAGCAUCAAGUACGGGAAGCCGAUCCCAAAGGUGAGCCUGAGCAAGGUGGGCUGCGCCAGCCACAUCGGGAAGCGAAAGGAAAACGAGGACCGGUUCGAUUACGCUCAGCUGACAGAGGAUGUCCUGUACUUCGCAGUGUACGAUGGGCACGGCGGGGCAGCAGCUGCAGACUUCUGUGACACAUACAUGGAAAAAUAUAUUAAGGAAUUUCUUGCUGAGGAGGAGAACUUGGAAAAUGUUCUGAGUAAAGCUUUUCUAGAAAUAGACAAAGCAUAUGAAAGGCAUGCUAAUCUCUCUGCUGAUGCAACUCUGCUGAACUCUGGGACCACUGCAACAGUGGCUCUGCUCCGGGAUGGAAUUGAGCUGGUUGUGGCGAGUGUGGGAGACAGUCGAGCUCUGCUGUGCCGGAAGGGAAAGGCCAUGAAACUCACCACUGACCACACUCCAGAGAGAAAGGAGGAGAAGGAAAGGAUUAAGAAGUGUGGUGGCUUCGUUUCCUGGAACAGUUUGGGACAGCCUCAUGUGAACGGUAGACUUGCAAUGACACGGAGCAUAGGAGAUUUGGAUCUUAAAAACAGUGGUGUGAUAGCCCAACCAGAAACAAAAAGGGUUCAGCUGCACCAUGCAGACGACAGCUUCCUGGUGCUGACCACCGACGGCAUCAACUUCAUAGUGAACAGCCAGGAGAUCUGCAACUUCAUCAGCCAGUGCCACGACCCUGCUGAGGCUGCCCUCGUGGUCACUGAGCAGGCUGUGCAGUUUGGCUCUGAAGACAACAGCACAGUUGUCAUAGUGCCAUUUGGAGCUUGGGGCAAGUACAAGAACGGGGAGAUCACCUUCUCCUUCAGCCGCAGCUUCGCUUCCAGUGGGAGGUGGGCGUGAAGACAAUGCCACAGCCAACCUUUCCUGCCAUCACCUGGCCACAGCGUGCUACAGGAGAACACCUCCAUCUGUUCCUAGGCUGACUCAAUGUCUUGUCCAUCUCUUC